Mycena indigotica is the source of this 975-nucleotide messenger RNA. RefSeq names its product ZnMc domain-containing protein. Bases 1 to 975 code for a protein of 324 amino acids. Gene Ontology annotation, molecular function: metallopeptidase activity. The record is from RefSeq and is a predicted model, not a curated record. NCBI's taxonomy places the organism in Eukaryota, Fungi, Basidiomycota, Agaricomycetes, Agaricales, Mycenaceae. The transcript has 4 exons.
AUGGUGUGGCACGCCAGACUUGGAAGAAGAAGAACCCCCGGCUACGACGGACUCAGAGCAAGAUCUCUUAUGGCUUCAUGCAAUGGAAACCGGACGAGAAGAAGUCGGAUUGUGACAAGUCCAAAAAAAAUGACCGCACCCCCUACUCCGUAUCGACAGAAGCUUGUCCGAGAUGUCAUGGACUAUUUCGAAAAGCACGCGGCUGUUAAAUUCGAGAGGAUUCCCAACCACACAAAUUUCAUGACCAACGCCGACUUCUCGAAGGAGGAGAUCCGCCAACAGGUCGACCUUCGCAUUGCUUUCGGCGUUCCAACUGCUGCUGGCUGCUGGGGCUGGACGGGGAAACCUGGCCCAAUGAUUCGGACAGCAGUUUUCGAAAACCAAGACCCAACACUCCCGGGACCGCGCUAUACUACCGUUUACCUGGGAGGACUACCGUCUGACGCGGAAUGGGAGAAGAAAAUGCCUAAGAAAGAUCUCGAGACGGCGAUGCGGACGAUAUACCAUGAGCUGGGUCAUGUUUGUGGUCUCCAACACGAACACCAGUCUCCACAAUCUCCAACAGUCGAUGCCAAGGACAAGUCUUUUCCGCGAGUGGUUGCGACUUUGUUCGACGAAAAAAGCAUCAUGUUAUAUGCCGGCAGGCCGUACAAGGCGGACCCUAAACGACUGACAGAGAGAACCCUGUUUCCUUCGCUCACAGACGAGUGUUUACUCAGCAUUAUGUAUCCAUUCAACGCGGAUGAGAACAGGACAUUCUCCGUCGCCAUACAGCAUAUGAAUUUCAGUGACAAGGCGAGGAAACUCAUGUUGGAUGUUCUGGAGAAGGCUUUCGCACAGUUUCCCACCAUAGAUCAUCCCACCAUCCUGAAACUGCGUGCAGCAAUCGCGAAAGAAAUCAACCUGCGCCCUCGUUUGGCUCGUUUGGAGAAACCCGACCCUGACCCAAGACUCAACAUUAAUUUUGAAUCCUGA